Molecule: messenger RNA, 1507 nt
Organism: Panonychus citri (citrus red mite)
Lineage: Eukaryota; Metazoa; Arthropoda; Arachnida; Trombidiformes; Tetranychidae
Exons: 2
Source: RefSeq, a predicted model, not a curated record
AAAUUAUUCCUUUGGGAAUUCAAUAAAUUCAAAAUUGCGGCCUUAAUAGACACCGUUUCACCUUCUCCUGGAGGAUCUGUUAGUGUAAAAAGAAAAAAAGAUGAUAAUGAAUCAGAAAAUUUAUACACACCACCACCUUGUCAAUCUUAUCAGCCUAGAAGAUCCAUAGGAUUACUUCGGCGUUCCCUCAGUGAGAAUAGUAAUACACCCAAUAAAGGAUUUAAGAAGCCUAGGAUGCUAUCUGACUCGGGUACACCUUUGUCAACAAGGAACAAUAUUGUUUCACCUAAUAGUUCAAUCAGUUCCAUGGAAGAAAGUCCUGUUGCUGUCAAACCUGUUACAAUAAGACAGAUAGAAGAUACACCUAUGGAAGAAGAAAUUACUUCUAUUAAUGAUAUUCUUCGUAUAAAUUUAGAUAAUAUUAAAAAUCAACGGCAACAAGAGGUACAUCAUGAAAGUCCCCAACCACAGCCACGGAUACAAUUAGUACCAAGAUCAAAAUCAACACCACAACCCAUACCACAACCCAUUCAACAACCAAUAGCACAACCAAUAGCGCAGCCAAUAGCACAGCCAAUAAGACAACUAACACCUCAACCAAUACCACCAUUGAAGCCAAGAUCAACGCCGAAAGAGAUACAAUUACAGAUUCUGAAGCAAACAACACCAAAACCACAACUUAAGCUCACUUAUCCCAAUUUUGUUCAACGUGAACCAAUGUUAAAUCAUCUAACAACAAAGUCAUCACCAAGACCAGAAUCAAUUAAAUCUACCCAAAAGCAAGCAUCAACUUUAGAUGCAUUAGAGUCGAUAACACCAACCUCCAAUAAAAUAGAUGAUAAUGACUGUGAUGAUGAUGAUGAUGAAAAAGAAAGACCUGCAUUUGUUGAGUCGGGUUUCAAAUUGGCCAGUAAUAAACCAAUUCUCCUCAACCAGAAAGCUCAAAGAAGAGUCGAAUAUUUAAUCAAACAAUAUGCAACUAUGGAAAUUAAUCUGAAAGAAUAUGAAAAAGAGAAACAAAAACCGAAACCUGUGUUAAAGACUAAAUCUGAAGUCACCCAAAGCCCAAUGAAGGAUAUAUCAAAUAUAACCAAACCCAUCAAUUCCUGUAUCAAUAAUAUGGAUACCGAAGACGAUUUAUGUGAUGAAGCAGAUGAUGAGUUCUUACGCAAUUUGGAUGUGAAAAGUUUAGUUGGUCAUGAUCUUCUUUAACGAGAAAAAACUCAAUAUCAUGAACGAAAAACAGAUGAUUCGAUUUAAUUUUGUUAAUUUUUUCUUCUUCUCUAAACCAUGAAAGCUUGAAAUCCUCAGCCAUUAAUCUUUCGGAGCAAACUGUAUAUUCAACUAUUUGAUGAUAAACCCAUGGGAGUAAAAGGGUAGAUUAAUUUUUGACCCAUUGUUUAAAUUGCUUAUUAUGUCAUCAAAUGAAUAAGUGAAUAAAUUGUUCAUCAUGGUGUAUUUAUUUAUCUAAAGAAAUACAGUCCAAUCAAUUUUCUUUUCAACCAAA